CAAUUACCAUAGCUAGCAGCUGGGAUAAAGCCUCCCAGGACAUGGGAGAAUAGCUAAUAGGAAGUAACAUUCUAACGAAGGUAAUAGCAAACUGAUAUCCAGGGAGAAUGAUGAAUUGACAUGAAUACGAAAUCAAAAGAAAAUUGACUUCAGAUGCGCAUGCGCCAUAGAUCGCCAACUUUAGAAUUGCUAUUUUGAAAAAUGGAUACUGAUGAUGUUUUAAUAGAAAUCCGGUGGAAAUGACAAUCUUAUAGAACACAUGUGAUGUGAGAAAUUAAAUAAUCCAAUAAUUAUGUGAACAGUGAAAUUACUCGUGGAAUAGUGUGUAGAUUAGAAGAAACAUCGUCCCAAAAAUGGCGGCUUACAUUGAGAAACAUUGGACGCUAUAUAUUGUCUUGGUGCUUGUACACAAUGCCUUUGGAUAUAGCAUACCGAUAGGAGCGCUAAUAGACGACUCUAAUACUCAAGCAAAGACUGCCUUCAGCUUCGCAAUAAUGAAGUUUAAUAAAGAACUGAAAAAUGAAAACAAGAAGAAAUCUAUAGAAAUACAUCUAGAAUCCAACAUGAAAUUACAUGUAGAUAUGUCGAAUCCAUAUCAAGUAACGAAUGAAAUGUGUAGGCAUCUUAACAGAGGAGUGUUUGCAUUCAUUGGGUUUGAAACAUUGGAAACUUCAGAUGUUAUUAGAUCGUUUAGCAAAAGAUUCCAAGUGCCAUUCAUUAGUAUCGGAGGACCUAUCAACACAACAUUUCAAGAAAACCCAUACGGCCUAAGGAUGCAACCGUAUUACAUACCAGCGGUGGUGGAUAUUAUAGACCACAACGUAAAGGCGAAUGGUUGGGAUGUAGUAUAUUAUGUCUACAACAAGGAUGACAUAGGUAUGAUUCGUUUAUCCCAAUACUACGACUUGAUGAUUAAAAAAAAUAUCAAGGUAACCAUACGUGCAGUCCCCGUCAAAGGCGUGGAGGAUGCCUACAAAAGAUUGCUAAACCUUGUCAAGGGGGAGAUGGAGCGAGAAGAAGAAGUAAAACCCAGACGUCUUAUUUUAGAACUAAGUCGGGAAGAACAACAACAGCUCAUCGAAAAACACCUGAGUAGUAAGAUACCGGCGUCAGCGUUUCAUUACGUUCUAGGAGGAAUGGGCAUCAAUGAACUGUCAAUAAAAAACUUCAAGACAGGAGGAGUAAACAUCACGGGAAUACAACUUAUUGAUAAGUCUUCCGAAACGGUUAAAACAUUCCUGAAGUUAUGGGCGGAUCUGGACUCAAAAGAAUGGAAGCAAUCAGAUUCAGAAUUGAAGUAUGAGGCAGCCCUGGCGUAUGAUGCUGUAACCGUUAUUUAUAAAGCAGUACGUAAAUUAUUCGAUAGAAAUAGGAAGGCAUUAGAGGAGGCGGGAAAGCCAAUCAACUGCACAUUGAGUAGCAAGUUUGACAAUAAAUCUGAUGUUGCCCGUUAUGGGCCUAAGAUACUAGCAGAGCUCAGAAAUGUGGCUGUGUUCAAUGGACUAUCAGAAAGUGUACGGUUUGACAACAAAACUGGCGAAAGGAAGGAUUUUAAAUUAGAACUUUUGGAUACAAAUAUCAAUAGAGGAUUAGCGAGGUUUGGAUAUUGGGGGAGAAGAGCAAAUGGCCUGACUGUCCAUGGUCCUAAGUUGAUCAGACCGUGGAGGGUAUUUAACGAGACGAACGCAACAUUCAUAGUAACAACCAUUCUCCAAAAACCCUUUAUAGAGCUGAAAUAUCCUGAGAAGAAGGGGAAUGCACGAUUUGAGGGAUACUGUGCCGAUCUGGCUGCUCUAGUUGCGAAUAAGUUGAAGAUUAAGUACGAAUUAAGAGUAGUUAAGGAUGGGAAGUAUGGUAGUCAGCUGCCAAACAAAACCUGGAAUGGUAUGGUCGGAGAGUUAACGAGAAAUGAAGCUCAAAUUGCUAUUGCACCAUUAACAAUCACCUCACAGCGUGAGAAAGUCAUAGGGUUCUCGAAACCAUUCAUGAGUGUGGGGAUAAGCAUCAUGAUCAAGAAACCCGACAAAGCAGUCCCAAGCGUCUUCUCAUUCCUACGACCCCUCUCCUAUGAGAUUUGGAUGUGUAUAAUAUUUGCCUUCGUUGGUGUGAGUGUUGUCCUGUUCCUAGUAAGUAGGUUUAGUCCAUACGAGUGGCACGUCGAGGAUACCGAUGAAGGAUUUGAAGUGACAAAUGAUUUCUCAAUUUGUAACAGUCUUUGGUUCUCAUUGGGCUCCUUUAUGCAACAAGGUGGCGACGUGAACCCAAGAUCAAUGUCUGGUCGUAUUGUUGGAAGCGUCUGGUGGUUCUUUACUCUUAUUGUCAUAUCUUCAUACACUGCUAACCUAGCUGCGUUCCUCACAUCUGAGAGAAUGAACGCGCCCAUCGAAUCAGCCGAAGAUUUAGCAAAACAGUCAGCAAUUAAAUAUGGAUCGGUUAUUGGUGGAUCGACAUUGGCUUUCUUUAAGACGUCGCGCAUGCAGACAUAUGAACGAAUGUGGAACUUCAUGAAGACAACCACUCCAACUCCAUUUGUAGACACUAAUAAAGAAGGCAUUGAGAGAGUUCGAAAGGAAAAAGGCAAAUAUGCCUUUCUUCUCGAAUCGACCAUGAACGAAUAUGAAAAUAAUAGAUAUCCAUGUGAUACGAUGAAGGUUGGGAGUAAUUUGGACUCUAAAGGAUAUGGUAUAGGAACACCAUUGGGCUCUCAGUUAAGUGAGCCCAUUACUCUGGCUGUGUUGGAAGCCUUGGAAAAUGGGGAACUCCUUAAGCUUGAAAAGAAAUGGUGGCUCUCUGAAGAAAACGUUUGUAAGCAGGAUGAUGGAAAACCUAAGGAUGCAUCAGAGAAUGCCUUGAAAAUGGCAAAUGUUGCUGGGAUAUUCUAUAUCAUGUUAGUUGGUCUAUGCAUUGCCAUAGUUGUAGCCCUGCUUGAAUUCAUUUACAAAUGUAACGCAGAAGCUAAUAAAAAGAAGACCAGUCUAUCAGCUGCCAUAAAAGCUAAGUUCAACCUGGCUAUAAAGGGAAAUGUCGAGUAUGAUGAAGCUCAACAGGGAGAGGAGAUUCAAAAAUCCAUGUCGACGGUAGAGAUUUGUAAAUCUUCCACCGUACAGACGCUUAUCUAA
Owenia fusiformis is the source of this 3119-nucleotide messenger RNA. Lineage: Eukaryota; Metazoa; Annelida; Polychaeta; Sabellida; Oweniidae. The record is from the annotation of a GenBank genome assembly.